AUGGUAGAUUUGACCACUGGAAUGAAAGGCGUGGCCCCUGUCCAGUCGGACAUUCGUUUGUCGCACCGAUGGAUACAGGCCUGGCUUGGCGAAUUCAAUAUGUCCACAGAAUGCUCCGAGCCAAUUGAAAUUAUCACGGACGCAGAAGAAGCUGUUUCAAGUUUCAUGAAAGGUGCCAUCAACCACAGGCCAGCUUCAUUUGUCAAAGCGCCGCCGCAAGGUCACCAGACCAUUGGUGGAGCAGAGGCUGGAGUCCGAGCCAUUAAAGAUGCGUUCAACACUCUUCGGCAAGACUUGCGUGAGAAUGGCUGUGAUGUUUGCGUCAGGAAUCAGACAGCUGUGAAUGUGCCAGCUAGCUUGAAGAAAGAUUGCAUUUCCCGAUUUGAGAAGGCAACGUAUUUGCGACCUGAGUUCAACUCAUUGGGGGAUGUCGUUUGUACUGUCAUUGGAGGGCAAGAACGUUUCUUUGUUUGCAAGAGCUUUAAGAUUGUUUCCCCAUUGGAGUGGGACGUCUCCUUGUCUCCAUCUGUUUUGCAUUUUUUCGACCGGAUGCAGCCUGAUGUUCCCAUUGAAGAUCUCUCCGCAAAGAUGUCUGAACCUCUGCCCUCUAGGAUUAUCGAGCCUGUGGAAUAUUCAAACGUCAAGAAUGGUCCUGUUUUGGCAGCCGAUGGCAGCCAGGUGCGACGUUUGAGUGGCAAGCAGAAGCCACCGCCAGGCCUGGGUGAAGCUGAUGAACCCAUCCAGCAGAGGUUUCCAGACUUUCCAGCAAACAGAGAGAAACGAGUUUCGUUUGAUCUUCCAAAGAAUCAACCCAUACCAGAAAGUCUCCCAGUUGAAGGGGGUCAACAUCUCGAUGAGAAUCCACAUGAUGUUCCAUAUUCGCCCAGCCUUGCACCCAGUUCUCCAAAGGCAUUGGACGAGCCAGAAAUCAUCCAUGACAUGGAAGUAGACGACUCUGCUGACGGAAUGGUAGACCUAAGUGAAUUUGCAGCUGCUGGAGGCGAACCUACAGCCACGGAAGCUAUGGAGUUAGAUUUGGUAACAGCCUUGGAUAACUUUGAGCUUUCGUAUUUAGAAGAGCGUCACAUUGGCAUGUUGCAAUCGGUUUAUCAGAUCCGCGGAGUGAAACCCAAGAGCAGCAAGGCAAACCUUUGUGGGGAAGAAAUUUUACUUUUGUUUCCUGGAUAUGUCAUCAGUGACGCCAAUGGCCAAUAUCUCGACAAAGACCUUGCGUAUGCAGGGAUGCGCACUGAAAUCGAUUCCAUGACCAGUCAGAAGGUUGGCAGACCAAUCCAUGAGCAGGAAGCCCAGCGUCUUGCCAAGCAAUGGCAGAUUAGUAUAAUCACUUGCCGAUGGGUUUGUGUUGAGAAAGAUCCCUUGAAUGUUCGCAUGCGACUAGUUGCACGGGAAAUGGCAAAAGGGAAGAGUUCUGCCCGUGACCUCAUGGUUUCUUCGCUACUUCCAGCAUUGAAUCUUUGA
Cladocopium goreaui is the source of this 1479-nucleotide messenger RNA. Lineage: Eukaryota; Dinophyceae; Suessiales; Symbiodiniaceae. The record is from the annotation of a GenBank genome assembly.